AAUUGUACAUAUUCUAUCUUUGAGCAGACAGAUUAAAGCCCUCCUUUUUCUUUCUUUCUUUGUUACUUCCUUUCUUUCUUUCUGUUUUUCCUCCCUUUUCUGCUUCUUGUGCUUGAUAAAUAUAUAUAUAGACAUAUGCAUAUGCAACCUGGUUAAAACCAAGUACUAGCCAGCAAGUUUUUUUAUCCUUUUUUUUUUAUUCUUUUUUUUUUCUGAGAAGGAAAAUGGAAAUGGGUUCUCCACAAAAGAAUAGUAAGGAGCUUCAGAACAAGGAAAACAAUUCCUCCAUAGCCAUAAUAGUGAGAUAUGCAGAUUGGGUAGAUAUAUUGCUGAUGGUUUUGGGAACAGUUGGAGCUAUUGGAGAUGGAAUGUCUACAAACUGUUUGCUUGUAUUCGCAAGCCGUCUUAUGAAUAGUUUAGGAUACGGUCAGAACAAACAGUUUCAUGGAAAUUUCAUGGAUGAGGUUGAAAAGUGCAGCUUGAACUUUGUAUACUUGGGAUUAGCAGUAAUGGUGUUGGCUUUUAUGGAAGGAUAUUGUUGGAGCAAAACCAGUGAGAGACAGGUUCUGAGGAUUCGUUUCAAGUACUUAGAAGCUGUACUGAGACAAGAAGUUGGGUUUUUUGAUUCACAAGAGGCUACUACGUCGGAGAUCAUUAACAGUAUUUCCAAAGAUACCUCUCUCAUACAAGAAGUCCUUAGCGAGAAGGUACCCAUUUUCUUGAUGCACUCAUCAGUGUUCAUAUCAGGGCUAGCUUUCUCAACUUUCUUCUCAUGGAGGCUAUCUCUCGUGGCUUUUCCGACGUUGAUUCUUCUCAUAAUACCCGGAAUGAUUUACGGAAAGUACCUACUGUUUCUGUCAAGAAAGUCUGGGAAAGAGUAUCAGAAAGCAAACACCAUCUUGGAACAGGCUUUAAGCUCCAUUAAAACAGUGUAUGCAUUCACUGCAGAGAGAAGAAUUGUUGAAAAGUAUUCAAAGAUAUUGGAUAGAACAACAAAGUUGGGUAUUAAACAAGGCAUUGCAAAAGGAUUGGCCGUGGGAAGCACAGGGAUUUCGUUUUCGAUAUGGGCUUUUCUUGCUUGGUAUGGAAGUCGUUUGGUCAUGUAUAAAGGGGAAACCGGUGGACGAAUCUAUGCAGCUGGAAUUUCAUUCGUAUUAAGUGGACUAUCCCUUGGAAUGGCACUUCCAGAUUUAAAGUACUUCACAGAAGCCUCAGUUGCUGCACAGAGAAUAUUUGUUAGGAUUGAUCGAGUACCAGCUAUAGAUGGAGAAGAAACAAAAGGAAUUGUAUUGGACAACAUUAGAGGUGAUUUAGAAUAUGAUAAUGUCAAGUUCACAUAUCCUUCUCGACCGGACACAAUGGUCCUCAAGGAUUUCAGUCUCAAAGUAGAAGCAGGAAAGAGUGUUGCACUUGUUGGGGCAAGUGGAAGUGGAAAAUCCACAGCCAUUGCAUUGGUUCAAAGGUUUUAUGAUACUGAUGAAGGAGUAGUUCGGAUUGAUGGUGUAGAUAUCAGGACACUGCAGUUGAAAUGGCUGAGGGAGAAAAUGGGACUUGUCAGUCAAGAACAUGCUUUGUUUGGGACAACUAUAACGGGGAAUAUUAUGUUUGGUAAGCUUGAUGCGACCAUGGAUGAAGUCAUGGCUGCUUCAAUGGCUGCCAAUGCUCAUAAUUUCAUAAGGCAGCUUCCAGAAGGGUAUGAAACCAAGAUUGGAGAGAGAGGAGCACUUUUAUCAGGAGGACAGAAGCAGCGGAUUGCCAUAGCCAGAGCAAUAAUUAAGAAUCCUGUAAUUCUCCUACUUGAUGAGGCAACAAGUGCACUUGACAAUGAAUCAGAAACUAUUGUCCAAAAUGCUCUUGAUCAAGCCUCCAUGGGAAGAACAACCUUGGUGGUUGCCCACAAGCUCUCUACUGUCCGAAAUGCUGACCUUAUUGCGGUGGUUAGCGGUGGCUGCAUUAUUGAAAUUGGCUCACAUAAUGAACUUAUCAACCGCCAGAAUGGUCACUAUGCAAAACUUGCCAAAUUGCAGAGGCAGUUCAGCUGUGACACCGUCGAACAACAAGACCAAUCUUCCGAAAUUGGAGUCUCUUCUGCGACAAGAAGCACUGGAAGGCUCAGCACUGCCAAAUCAAGCCCAGCAGUCUAUGCAAAAUCACCAUUACCCCUAGAGACACCGCAGCCUGCAGCAGUAUCUCAUCCCCCAGCUUCCUUUUGCCGCCUUCUCUCUCUUAAUUCUCCUGAAUGGAAACAAGGCCUUGUGGGAAGCCUUUCUGCUAUAGCCUUUGGUUCCAUCCAGCCUAUCUAUGCCUUAACCAUUGGUGGCAUGAUAUCAGCUUUCUUUGUCCAAAACCAUGAGCAGCUUCGUUCUCGAAUCCGUAUAUAUUCCUUAGUUUUCUGCUCACUCACAUUGAUCUCUAUCAUUCUAAAUCUCUUGCAACACUACAACUUUGCCUACAUGGGAGAGUGCCUAACAAAAAGAAUCCGCCUCAGAAUGCUGGAGAAGAUAUUGACAUUCGAAACAGCUUGGUUCGACGAGGAACAGAACUCAAGUGGAGCAUUGUGUUCAAGAUUGAGCAAUGAAGCUUCCAUGGUUAAAUCCCUCGUGGCUGACAGAGUAUCCUUGUUAGUCCAAACCGCUUCAGCCGUGACCAUAGCCAUGAUAUUGGGUCUAGUUGUGGCUUGGAAGCUAGCACUUGUGAUGAUCGCAGUCCAACCUCUCACAAUUCUAUGCUUCUACACAAGAAAAGUUCUUCUGUCCAGCAUUUCAGCAAAUUUUGUCAUGGCACAAAACCAUAGCACCCAAAUUGCAGUGGAAGCAGUAUACAAUCACAGAAUUGUGACUUCAUUUGGAAGUGUUCGAAAAGUACUCGAACUGUUCGACGAAGCUCAAGAAGCACCAAGGAAAGAGGCAAGAAAGAGGUCAUGGCUAGCAGGGAUCGGAAUGGGGUCAGCUCAGUGCCUAACAUUCAUGUCAUGGGCUCUGGACUUCUGGUAUGGAGGCACACUAGUAGAAAAGGGACAGAUAUCAGCUGGGGAUGUUUUCAAGACAUUUUUCAUACUCGUUAGCACCGGUAAAGUCAUAGCCGAAGCCGGAAGCAUGACAUCUGAUUUAGCCAAAGGUUCAGCAGCAGUUGCAUCAGUGUUUGAGAUUCUUGACCGCCAUUCACUCAUUUCAGGUUCUCACAAUGGUGGAGAGGAAAACAGUGGAACAAAGUUAGAAAGAGUCACAGGCAGGAUAGAGAUGAAGAAGGUGGAUUUUGCAUACCCAAGUAGGCCAGAGACUCUGGUUCUGCGCCAAUUCAGCUUGGAGGUGAAGGCAGGAACAAGUAUUGGACUUGUUGGGAAAAGUGGAUGUGGGAAAUCAACGGUUGUGGGGUUGAUUCUGAGAUUCUAUGAUGUAGAAGCAGGAUCAGUAAAAGUGGAUGGAGUAGACAUAAGAGAAGUAGAUGUUCAAUGGUACAGAAAGCACACUGCUCUUGUUAGCCAAGAACCAGUCAUAUACUCUGGCACCAUUCGUGACAAUAUCAUGUUUGGAAAGCUUGAUGCUUCAGAGAAUGAGAUUGUGGAAGCUGCCAGAGCUGCCAAUGCCCAUGAAUUCAUAUCGUCGUUGAAAGAUGGAUAUGAAACAGAAUGUGGUGAAAGAGGAGUGCAGCUAUCAGGAGGACAAAAGCAAAGGAUAGCAAUAGCAAGAGCAAUCAUUCGGAACCCGACCAUACUUGUUUUAGAUGAAGCAACGAGUGCUCUGGAUGUUCAGUCUGAGCAAGUUGUGCAAGAAGCUUUGGACAGAAUCAUGGUGGGAAGGACUACAAUAGUAAUUGCUCAUCGGCUUAACACCAUCAAAAAUUUGGACUCCAUUGCAGUUGUUGCAGAUGGGAAGGUGGUGGAGAGAGGGACAUAUGCUCAGCUAAAGCACAAGCGUGGUGCAUUCUUCAAUCUUGCUAGCCUUCAAAGCUCAGCAGCAAAUAACUAAAACAUAACUAUGUAGCUGUAUGAAUAUGCUAGGUGGGUGUAUUUCAUAUUCGGCCUUUGAGGAGUGAGAAGAGAACUCUUUUGAGGGACUUUGAUAGGUGGGUCAGUGUCGAUACAAAGAGAUUGAAGUUUUCUUUUUUGGGAGGCAGACCUUAUGGAGGGCCCAAAUGUAUGAUUUGGUUGGGAUUGGAAUUGGGUCAUGCCAGUGCUGCUAAUGUUAAUACGCAAAGGGGUGGGAAUAUUGUAGACCAACUAGUUAGUAAAACCCAACACCAGAACAAGCUUAAUCUGGGAUUCGGGUUAAGUCUGUAGUUAAUUUCGGUUUUCUACUCUUUUCUAGUUCAAAAUAAAACUGAAAAAUUAAAAAAAAAAGAAAAACAAUUUUAUUUACCAA
Molecule: messenger RNA, 4361 nt
Organism: Ziziphus jujuba (common jujube)
Lineage: Eukaryota; Viridiplantae; Streptophyta; Magnoliopsida; Rosales; Rhamnaceae
Product: putative ABC transporter B family member 8
Exons: 9
Coding region: 225-3968 (1247 amino acids)
Biological process (GO): transmembrane transport
Cellular component (GO): membrane
Molecular function (GO): ATP binding; ABC-type transporter activity; ATP hydrolysis activity
Source: RefSeq, a predicted model, not a curated record